Chiloscyllium plagiosum (whitespotted bambooshark) is the source of this 2403-nucleotide messenger RNA. NCBI's taxonomy places the organism in Eukaryota, Metazoa, Chordata, Chondrichthyes, Orectolobiformes, Hemiscylliidae. The record is from RefSeq and is a predicted model, not a curated record.
AGAAGUGUCUGUUGCAGAACUAGUGUCACCCUCCCUAGCCCUACAUUAAACACCCCAGUGAAAUCUCCCCAACAAGAUGUACAGCAAAUGAAAGGUAAUUGAACUAUGUGUGCUCAGUUUCUCUCUCCACUGUUGCUGUUUGACUUGUCUGCACUUUUUUUUAGUUUAGAUUGCCCUGCAUAAUUUUUCUCUUGAAAGUGUUAAAAGUCACUUCUGAUGACCCACAACUGACCAGAGAUGUAGUUGGGUUUUGUUUUUUUUUAAUAUUUGUUCUGUGACAGGAAGGUGACUGUACUGAAAAACUGCGAAUUGCUAAAAGCAACCUGGAGAUUAUGAACGAGAAGCUAAGCGUGCAGUUGGAAGAGACCAAUAAACGAUUAAGUUUUGCUGAGAGUAGGGGUCCGCAACUCGAGGGCGCAGACAGCAAAAGUUGGAAGUCCAUUGUAGUCACAAGAAUGUAUGAGAGUAAGAUAAAGGAGAUGGAGACAGACAUUACAAAAAAGAGCCAAAACCUCAACGACCUUAGACAGCUGCUGAGAGAAUCGACUGAUAAUGAGCAAAAGUUAUCAAAACAAAUAGGAGAACUGGAGGAACAGAUUGAAGUUCUUAAGCAUUUCCCUGAAGAAGCUAAAACAGAGCCAGGCCUGACCAGAGAACUUCAGUUACUAAGACUGACAAAUGACCGAUUAGAAAAGGAAAAAGCUGAACUUCUCCACCAUCUCAAGAUGUGCAGGAAGCAAACAGGUGAAACGGCAGAAGGCAGCAGUGGCACCAGUAGAAAUGUUUGCGACGAUGGAUUAGGCAGUAAAGAGGACAAGCUGACAGGAGAACUAUUGGAAUUGCAAACUCAACUCAAGGCAUCAGACCUAGAGAAACAGCAACUGCAGGAAGAGAUACAACAGCUGAAAAAAGAACUGAAGAACUUUGACCCUUCCUUUUUUGAGGAACUUGAGGAUUUGAAGUUCAAUUACAAUCAGGAAGUUAAACGGAACAUUCUUCUCGAAGAACAAUUGCAGAAAUUAGCGAAGCAGUUUGGAGUCCCAGUGACUAUCCCGGAAAAUAUUUCUACAGAUUAAGCGGAACAUCUCAAAGUUCAUUAUUAGAUGUUUCCUUUGAGAGGUUGAACUUAUCAAGUUCAACAAUUCUAUUUAUAAUUUACAGUACUUCAGUACACCCUUUCAGAACAGCUGCCUCAUUUAGUCAGAUCGUGCCUGAUCUCUCCUUGAAGUACAUUAACAAGUAUCUAGUAAUGUGUUUUAAAAGUUCCAGUUGUCCCUCAGCCUUUUUUCGGAGAAAAGUGCUCUCGGUUUCUGCCACCCAACUUUGUUUACCCGAUUGGCCAAUCCUACCGCCAUCUGACAGCAUUUAAUCGGAGGCUUUUUUCUUAGUUUAACCAGGGCUCACAUCCAAAGCAUUGUCCCUUUAAACGUUGUAUUUUUCCACUUUCCCAUCGAGACCAAACUUUUCAGAUCUUUAACACGUGCUCAAGCAACAUUUGAUGCUAGUCCAUUUAAAAACUGGAGCUCUGUGAAAAGGAGAGGUUAAGGUGCUGAAGGAGCAAAUGGUGCUCCUCACCUUUGAUGGUUCCUCCAUGGGAUUUCUAUAGAUGGCCAUCCAUAGAAGACCCAUCACAGAUGGCAAACCAAGCAAAUCGCAGGUGUGUGUUUCAUUCUCUUUGUAGUCAGGCUCCAUCCCAUUCACCAAACACUCAGCCCUCAGUAAUAGUAACUGGAUGAAGACAACAACUCAACUUUGAGCUUGAUUCUACAGCACCUCCCUGGCCUCAACCAAUGAGUAAAGCAGACGAGUGAAGUCAACAAAAUAACUUUGUCACAAUGCACAUAGAAGACGACAAGACCCAUGACAUGGAUAGAAUUUAACAUCUUAGCUCUGUUGCCUACCGCACGUAACAUUUAAAAUGUGAGUGAGCUCCUUUGGUUAGUGUUGUGAAAGCAAAAAGCUCAUCAGUCAGCACACUUCUCUCUACACUUCCUUCCCAUCCCCCAAUCUUUCAUUUUAAUCCUGCAAUCCAUUUUCCUAUUAUGCAGAGUGGGAGCAAACUUCUCCCAUCAACAUUCGCAAACUUAGAUAUGUACACAUACAGGAAUAAUGUUAAGGACUACUGAUCCAUUUAAAGAGAUCAAUGACUUUCCAUUCAGUACAGACUGGCUACUUAUUGGUCAAUACUUUUAACUGAGGCCUGUAAUCAAGAUGGAUUUUUGUGCAAAAAUUCAAAUCAUCUAUUUUUGAAUAGUCACACUGAAAAAGAGGCAAAAGUAUUUUUGUAGAAUGUAUUUAUAUGUUGAUUAUUGUACUGUAGAACAGUCUUCACAGAAUAAGAUUGUUAUUUAUUACAUUUACAGUUGAACAGUUUGUUAGAGGGAACUUUGCUCUGUAUCUAAU